Entrophospora candida is the source of this 966-nucleotide messenger RNA. Lineage: Eukaryota; Fungi; Glomeromycota; Glomeromycetes; Entrophosporales; Entrophosporaceae. The record is from the annotation of a GenBank genome assembly.
AUGAACAAUUAUAAUGAUAUUCUAUACACCAAUCGUAUGGUUAAAAAUUCACGAGAAAUCAAAGAAAUAUAUGUUUUACAUGCGAUAAACCAUAUUUUAAAAACUAGGAAACAUGUAUUAAAAAAUAAUAGUAAAAUAACAAAAGCUCAAGCUUCCAAUAAAUUUAUUGAGAAGGAAUUACGAGAUCAAGGUUUCACACGUCCUAAAGUUCUUAUCAUAUUACCUUUUCGUAAUUCAGCAUUGGAAGUGGUAGAUAUUAUGAUUAAACUUUCUGGUACUGAUCAACAGGAAAAUCGUAAAAGGUUUUAUGAUUCAUAUGGGCUUACACCUGAUCAAGAAAAAAUCAAUGAAAAUAAACCAGAUGAUUUUUUGGCAACUUUUAGAGGAAAUAUAGAUGAUUUGUUUCGAAUCGGAAUAAAAUUUACACGUAAAUCGAUGAAAUUAUAUUCUAAAUUUUAUUCAUCGGAUAUUAUAGUUGCAUCACCAUUAGGCUUAAGAAUGAUAAUUGGUGAAGAAAAUGAUGAUAAGAAACGUGAUUUUGAUUUUCUUUCAUCAAUAGAACUAAUAAUUUUUGAUCAAUGUGAAUCUUUCUUGAUGCAAAAUUGGGAUCAUGUCGAGGGUAUAUUUAAGCAUUUGAACCUAAUACCUACAUCUGCACAUGAUUGUGAUUUUUCUCGUGUAAAGAAUUGGUAUUUGGAUGGAAGAUACACGUCAACUUCAAAUGUUAAUCGAUCACGUACAUUUUUUUUGGAUGGACAUCAUCCACAAUUUUAUUUAGAAUUAUUAAAUUCACUCGACACCAAUCCCGCUAGUGGUAGUAAUACUACUAGCAACAAUACAUGUAAAGUAUUAUUUAUGAAGUAUGAUCAACUUCGACUAGAAAGGAUUGUCGGUAGUGAUCGUAUAAACCGAAUGAUUUCUUCUACUUCUUCUGGUGAUGAUAAAAAGACUUUUGUUUUUACGUAA